Messenger RNA from Trichoderma reesei QM6a, 1218 nucleotides. Its product is annotated as copper fist DNA-binding domain-containing protein. The coding region runs from base 1 to 1218 and encodes 405 amino acids. Gene Ontology annotation, biological process: intracellular copper ion homeostasis; positive regulation of transcription by RNA polymerase II; intracellular iron ion homeostasis. The record is from RefSeq and is a predicted model, not a curated record. The transcript has 3 exons. Gene Ontology annotation, molecular function: DNA-binding transcription factor activity, RNA polymerase II-specific; copper ion binding; RNA polymerase II cis-regulatory region sequence-specific DNA binding. Gene Ontology annotation, cellular component: nucleus. Lineage: Eukaryota; Fungi; Ascomycota; Sordariomycetes; Hypocreales; Hypocreaceae.
AUGUUAAUUGACGGCGAGAAGUUUGCCUGCGACGCCUGCGUGCGUGGCCACCGCGUCAGCAACUGCCAGCAUUCGACCCGGCCUCUUCAACACAUCAACAAAAAGGGCCGUCCCGUCUCGCAAUGUGCGCACUGUCGCUCCAUGCGCAAGUCUCGGUCCGCUCACAUCAAGUGCGACUGCGGCGAGAAGACGAGCAAGUGCAUCCACCUGCAGCCGCCCGUCGACGGACACCUUGAGACGUGUUGCUGCAACCACGGCGCACCAUGCACCUGUGCCGGCAAGAAGGAGGCGGCCCUGCAGCCUGUGCCCGAGUCCGACUCGGACAGCGGACAGCCAAAGGCGGCUCCUCCCCGACCCAUGCCCAAGCGGCGGCGGGCCAACACGAUUCACUCGUCCGACAUUGGCAUGACCUUUGACCAGCACGGCCAUCACAAGCCGACCAAGCACAACCGUGCCGCCCAGCGCUGCGGGCCGUAUCAGCUCAACAGGGGCAACUCCGUCGCCAGCGCCGGGAGCCUUGGCAGCAGCACCGACAAUCUGCUGUAUCAAAGCCAGAGCGACGCCCACGCCGCGAUGCAGCGCGACUUCCUGUCCUACGAGCAGCGCCAGGUCAAGUCCGAGGCCACCUCUCCUCUCAUGUCCGCCUCGCCUUUUGGCCAGCUGAACCGCAACCUGCCGCCCCUCAACCUGUCGGGCAUCUCCAACUACUCGGCCUAUCCCGCCAGCGCCGGUGUCGAAAUGUUCACCAUGCCCGAUACCGACGUGCUCAGCGCGAGCCUGGCGCAGUCGGUCGACUGGAAUCAGCUGGGACUGGGCGAGGCCAACGAUGGGACAUUUACUCCCUCCAGCUACAGCCAGACUGGUACACACUUCACAGGCAACUUUGAUUUCGGCAGCGGCUCGGAGCAGCUGCCCGCGCUGGCCGGCACGCGGUCUACGUCGGGAGAGACGUCCGAGAUCGAGGACUUUAUGCCCGGCGGCGACCGGGAUCUGGACGGAUUUGCCGCCAGCGGCAGCUACCUCCGACAAGCAAACGUCGACUUCAGCGGUCUCGACUUUAGCUACUUCGACAAGACGGACAGCCAGGUCGACAGCCAGGCGCUCACCGCCAGCGUCUCCGCCGUCGAAGACGAUCCCGCCUUCUACAUCCCCGGCUACACCGAGAACUCAGCGGCACUCGACGAACAUGGCGACGCCCUUUCGCUGAAUUACUGGUGA